Molecule: messenger RNA, 1245 nt
Organism: Anguilla rostrata (American eel)
Lineage: Eukaryota; Metazoa; Chordata; Actinopteri; Anguilliformes; Anguillidae
Product: sialic acid-binding Ig-like lectin 10
Exons: 6
Coding region: 151-1245 (364 amino acids)
Source: RefSeq, a predicted model, not a curated record
AUUUUUAUUUCAGAUCCUCCUAAGAACACCUCAGUGUCAGUCAGCCCCUCUGGUUCAGUGUUAGAGGGCAGCUCUGUGACUCUGACCUGCAGCAGUAAUGCCAACCCAGCAGUGCAGAACUACACCUGGUAUAAAGUGAAUGGGACAGAGAUGAACACUGUAGGAACUGGACAGAAUAUCACCUUCACUGUGACUGAGUCCAGUGGCAGUGAACAGUACUACUGUGAAGCUCAGAAUGAACAUGGCAAGGAGAACUCAACUGUACAACUGGAAGUUGAUUAUGCUCCUAAGAACACCUCAGUGUCAGUCAGUCCCUCUGGUUUAGUGUUAGAGGGCAGCUCUGUGACUCUGACCUGCAGCAGUAAAGCCAACCCAGCAGUGCAGAACUACACCUGGUAUAAAGUGAAUGGGACAGAGAUGAACACUGUAGGAACUGGACAGAAUCUCACCUUUAAUGUGACUGAGUCCAGUGGCAGUGAACAGUACUACUGUGAAGCACAGAAUGAACAUGGAAAAGAGAAAUCAAAAACUGUACAGCUGAAUGUGAUAUACAUGCCUCAGAUCUCUGGCUCUGGGAGCUGCAGCAGAACUGCAGCAGAGAUCAGCUGCUCCUGUGAGAGCCGUGGGAAUCCCUCUCCCAGCAUGGAGUGGCGUGUGUCUGGACUGCGGGUCACUAACUCUACUGACAGAGUCAUCAGGGAGGAGCAGCUGGGGAACACAGGCCUGAGGAGCUCCCUCACCAUGCGCCAAUCACAGGGAGACACGCCCACUCUCCUCUGCGUCAGCACCAACACUCUCGGCUCCUCCAGCCUCCAGCUCCACCUCCUGUCUCCACAGCAACACUCAGGUUUUGGCAUUGCCUCACUGCUGAUUGGUGCAGCUGCCAGUGCUGGUGCCAUGAUGAUGAUAUGCCUCAUAAUGCAGCACAUUCUAAAGAAGAAGAGACACAUCCAGCGCUCUGGAAGUAGAAUGAAGGACAGCGAAGGGAUCAUACUGACAGAUGGGACAGCCGCUCAAGAUGAGGAAUCGAUCUACGUCAACAUGACCAUGCUGUCGGGCGCGAGUGCGAAGGAAAAGGGGGACGAGGGCGCCCUGCACUAUGCCACCGUGGAUUUCUCCAAACUUCCCGGCACGGGUGGGGAACACGGAACGGGCAUCUCCGGGCACUUCCAAACGGACGCCCGACUACGCCAUGAUCCGACACAAAUCCAGGGAAGAGAGAGAAGGAGCAGAGGAAGAAGGUGA